UCGUUCGCAAUAUUUAUCAUAACGAACACUAAUUUAUAAAUACUAUUCGGCCGAAACAACAAUACGUGCGUAGUUCGGGAAAUGCCGAUGAUGGUAUCGUUGAAAUAGGAAUCUUCAGUAUACUUCGAACUUGCGUGGCUGACUGGUGUGGUACAUUUAUCUGACUCACUUACAACAGGAAGUCUCUCGUUUUUAAUUCAUUACACCGUAGCCACACAAGAACACGAAAAUGUUGAAACAACACCUUGACAUGAUCGGCAGGAACGAACCCAUCCAGAGAAAAGCCAGAUUCUGGCAAUCCUACGUCAGAGCAUUAAAAGGAUCCGACGACAUGAGGGCACCGGAAAUCACACACUACCACACCCCCGGCAGAGGAGUGUUCAGGCCCAUCUUGAGCGCCGACUACCCGACAUGGCCCAGCUACAAGUCCAUCUACGACGACCCAAAGCACCCAUCGGACAGAAUCAACACACCGGGAUACCGUUACCUGCCAAUCUCCAGAGACACAUACGGCAUAUCGCCCAGGAACAUUUACCCGCACAACUACCACUCCGACCGCUACCCUUCAUACGAUCACUAUCACAGCGAACCGUACAAAGCGCUACAAGAUUGGACGGAUCAUUUGGAUCGCAUGGCCGAACUGAACAAAAUAUUCCCCGGAGACCAUCCGGCGUACUACGAGCCAAAGAAACCCUUACCGUUACCGGAAAGACGAGCGAAAUCCCUACCGCCCGUCAGAGGUUACAACUUCUCAGGUUUACCUAUUUACUCGACCGGCGGCGUUAAGAGACGACCACUGUCCGAGUUGUUUGAGCCAAGCGUAUACACACCCAGGUCCAGAUACGUCCGGGACCCAUGGUGGUGGGAAUACCCACAUCUGAAACCCUUCACUCCGGUUAGUUCAUCGUACAGGCCACCCGCAAAAUCUUAUCUGAGAAACAGCUACUUGUCACCGGUGAAGAGGACCUACUUGUGGGGACACCAUCCCAUCAGGCCGUUCACUCCAAGCUACUAUUAUUAAAAACAAAAACACAAAAACAAAAAAAUGUCUCAAAAAAGUACAAGCUUUACCAUGGGGCAGCCAUCAUCGUCUCCAUCUAAAAGUUGAGUUCAAACAUGAGACGCCACGCAAAUAACGCAACCAUCGUGAGAAGCUAAACAGUCGAAAAUGUAAUAAUUUAUUUUUAUAUACAUCACUUCGAAACACUUCAGUCCAUCAAUUGCAUUGUUUAUUAUUUAUUAAAUGUAUUGACACACACACUGCGCUUUAAUAAACAGAAUCCGGAAGUC
Metopolophium dirhodum (rose-grain aphid) is the source of this 1290-nucleotide messenger RNA. RefSeq lists its product as uncharacterized. The transcript has 6 exons. Lineage: Eukaryota; Metazoa; Arthropoda; Insecta; Hemiptera; Aphididae. The coding region runs from base 230 to 1021 and encodes 263 amino acids. The record is from RefSeq and is a predicted model, not a curated record.